Suillus subaureus is the source of this 2058-nucleotide messenger RNA. RefSeq lists its product as uncharacterized. The record is from RefSeq and is a predicted model, not a curated record. Bases 1 to 2058 code for a protein of 685 amino acids. NCBI's taxonomy places the organism in Eukaryota, Fungi, Basidiomycota, Agaricomycetes, Boletales, Suillaceae. The transcript is spliced from 6 exons.
AUGUCUGAUUCCAACUCAUCUACACUAUGGGUGACCAACAACACUUGGAAGGUGAUGACCCUUGUGGUAAAGCAUGCUCACCUCCUUCACCAAGAAUUUCCUCUUGGAGUGGAAUUCCAGCUAGGUGCUAUCGGAACCUUCCCACUCAGAGUCUUGGAUUCUGUGGCAUGGACUACUGCUCAUUCAAGGACUCCUCGCACAUGGCAUACUGAUAUACACACUGAAGGACCAGCGAUAGAUGUUCACUCAUCUCAAGUGGAAUUUGGACAUCCAGACAUCACAGUUGCACUCACAUGUCUUUUGUACUACUAUGGAGGCCUCACUGAGAAACAAGUGGCCCUCUGCUUCCACCAGCUACUCAAGCAAGGCAAUCCUGCAUUGGAAUAUGAGAUAUGGAUCAAGGGGCUGUCUUCAGAUUCACUUCCAGAUAACCUGCAAUGCCUCAGUGGAAUCAAUAUAGAGUCUACUGAACAGUUCACCAAUUGUUUGGUACCUCUCUUCAGGUGCAACAAGGCCGUCAUAGACUUCUUCUUAGCUCAGUUUGUCCUUCCAAAGGAAGCCAAGGAGUUUCCACACAAGUUAUCUUGCUCUGCCUGGGAUCUUGUGGAGCAAAAGUUUUCUGGAUUGCCUACCACAGGCUUCAGUGGAACAAACAACUUUCGCUACUUGCUAUCCACCACCAUAAUGCAACAUCCACUAGACCACCAGCGUGGUACAAAUGCCAGAGUCCUCAGUCACUUUUUGCAACAAGAGAAUGAUCAUUAUGAUUCGAUUGCUGCCAGUGGAGGCUCUGAAGAGCUCCUUAAUGUCAUCAUGAGCCGGUCGCCUGAAAUACACGUCUUGCUCGAUGUGGGUGCACAAGUGCUUGACUUGCAGAAUGACAAGGUGGCAAAGAUGUGGCUGGACAUCAAUCAAGAUGCUCAAGUGGCAAUUUAUUUCAACAAGCACGAUGAGCUUGUGGUGCACACUCGGGAUCAUGUUAUAGAACCAUUCUUGGCAUCUUCCUUUGCUCAGCAAUUAGACCAGUGUGUAUUGUAUCUGGAUGAUGAACACACCAGAGGAAUAGACGUGAAGUUGCCUCAGGGAUUCCACACAGCUGUCACAUUAGGGCCAAAGGUCACCAAGGAUCACCUUGUCCAAGGUUGCAUGCAUAUGAGAAAGCUUGGCCAUGGUCACUCAGUCAUGUUUUUUGCACCUCCAGAAAUAGAUUGCAGCAUUCAAGCUGUGAACAACAAGCAUGAUAAUGAAGACAUUCAUCCAGAGGCCAAGCACUUGGAAGAGCUAUAUGCUCCAACUCUGACAGACAUACCUGCUUCACAUACAUUGCUAAAUGAAGAUUUUAUGAAGAGAUGGAGCAGCCUCAGAUUGGGCAUUUCAACUGACCACUGCCUGGACGAAGAGCAAGAGAGAGAAGUGGUACAUGAGAUUGAGUGCAGGAGCAAGGUGGAGAGACCACCACCAAUGUUGGCUGCUACCCAUAGCAUUGAUGAAGACAUCCAGUACUUCAUCCAAACAGGCACCAUUCUGGAUGGGUCUCAUGUGUUCAUUGCCAUUUUUGACACCCUCACCACAACUUCAGCUGCUUUCUCUGGCCGCCAGCCAUGGUCACAGGACGUGUUUACCUCAAGGGAUUUUGCCACAACUGUUCUGACUGAAGAAAAUACAGACAGCUACACAUGCCCAGUUAAUUGGAUUCUUUCAAGUACAGCAUCCCCAGGCAUGCAGGUGCUAGUCAUUGUCAGCCCCUUCAAGGCUAACGUCUUAUUACCUGACAUUCAGGCAAGUAAGCAAGUUCACUUGCAUGCUUAUACACCUCAUGUCAUCAAGAUGACAAAGUCAUGCGACGACUUGCACCUUUACAUCACCCCAUCAAUUUCUGUGCAAUGGAUGCCAGAUGACACCCCCAUCUGCCAGCUCAAUGUCUUUGCUGAACAACUAUACUUUCCUCACCAGCGCACAUAUGUGAAAUUAUGUCGCCUUUUGGGUAUCUACACUGCAGAUCUCAAAUAUCAGGGUACCUUUGUGAUUCAAAGUGAUGGAUUUAUCAAACCAGUGUAG